CUGGCGCCCGGCGCGUGCGGCGGCUGCGCGCAGCACCGCACCGACAGCCUGCUGCGCCUCGGCCUGAAUCCGGACAAGUGGGACUUCCUGGUCGCGCUGGCCGGCAAUCCGAACGUCGGCAAGAGCACGGUCUUCAACGCCCUGACCGGGCUCCGGCAGCAUACCGGCAACUGGCCGGGCAAGACGAUCGUGCGUGCCGAGGGCGCCUUUGGCUACAAGGACAAGCGGCUCAAGAUCGUCGAUCUGCCGGGCACGUAUUCACUGCAGGCGGGCAGCGCCGACGAGGAGGUGGCCCGCGACUUCAUCCUGUUCGGCAGGCCGGACGUGACGGUCGUGGUGGUGGACGCGACGCGUCUGGAGCGGAAUCUGAACCUCGUCCUGCAAAUCCUGGACAUCACGGACCGCGUCGUCGUGUACCUCAACCUGGUCGACGAGGCGCGGCGCCACGGCGUCGCCGUUGACCCGGCGCGUCUGGAGCAACAGCUGGGCGUCCCGGUGGUCAGUGGCGUGGCCCGCGAAAAAGUGGGUAUCGAUGACCUGCUCGCGGCUGCCCACCGCGUGGCAACGCGGGCGCAGUCCACUCGCCCUUACCGCGUGGAGCGUCUCACCGGCAGCGUCGAGGAGACGGUCGCCACACUGGCCCGGACCGUGGCGGACGCGUUUCCGCGCGUGCCGAAUGCCCGCUGGGUGGCGCUGCGUCUCCUGAAUGCCGACGAUGCCGUGGUCGCGGCGGUGCGAUCCGGGGAGCUCGGACAACUCGGCGACGCGCCGGCGGACGACGACGAUACGCCGCUGGCCCCGCAGCGCGCCCGCGACCAGGUGCUGGAGAGCGCCCGACGGCUGCGCUGGGAGCUGCCGGCCGACUUUCACGACACGCUCACGGAGCGGAUCUUCGUCGCGGCCCACGAGAUUGCCGCGGCGGUUGGAAUGCAGGGGCUCAAGCGGGCCCGCUUCGACAUCGAUCGGACCACGGACCGCCUGUUGACGAACCGCUGGCUGGGAUUCCCCCUGAUGCUGGCGGUGCUGGCCGUGGUCUUCUGGCUCACGAUCGAAGGCGCAAACGUCCCGUCCAGCAUGCUGGCGGGCUUAUUGAUCGACAGGGUGCAUCCCUGGCUGAACGGUCUCGGCGCGGCUGCCGGCUUCCCGUGGUGGUUGAGCGGUUUCCUGUUCGACGGCGUGUAUCUGGCCACCGCCUGGGUGGUGGCGGUCAUGCUGCCGCCGAUGGCCAUAUUCUUUCCGCUGUUCACGUUGCUGGAGGAUUUCGGCUAUCUGCCGCGGGUCGCCUUCAACCUCGACGCGCUGUUCCGGGCGGCCGGCGCCCACGGCAAGCAGGCGCUCACCAUGUGCAUGGGGUUCGGGUGCAACGCCGCCGGCGUCGUCUCGACGCGGAUCAUCGACAGCCCGCGCGAGCGUCUGCUCGCCAUCAUCACCAACAACUUCUCGCUGUGCAACGGCCGCUGGCCCACCCAGAUCCUCAUCGCCACGAUCUUCAUCGGGGCGCUGGCGCCGGCGCAUCUCGCAGGGGUCGUAUCCGCGGCCGCGGUAGUUGGCAUUGCACUGCUGGGCAUCGUCACCAUGUUCGCCACGUCGUGGCUGCUGUCCCGGACCGUGCUUCGCGGCGAGGCGACCAGCUUCAGCCUGGAGCUGCCGCCCUACCGUCCGCCGCGCGUGCUGCAGACGCUGUACACGUCGAUAAUCGAUCGCACGCUCAUCGUUCUCUGGCGCGCCGUGGUUUUUGCAGCGCCCGCGGGCGCGGUGAUCUGGCUGGUGUCCAAUAUCGAUGUUGGCGGCGCCAGCCUCGCGCAGCACGGCGUCUCGUGGCUGGACCCGUUCGGGCUGCUGAUCGGGCUCAACGGCGUCAUCCUGCUCGCCUACGUCGUCGCGAUUCCGGCCAAUGAGAUCGUCGUGCCGACCGUGCUGAUGCUCACCGUGCUGACCGCCGACGUUGCCGGCGCCGGCUCCGGUGCGGGCGUGAUGUUCGAGCUCGACAGCAUCGAGACGACCGGUGGCCUGCUGCGCACCGGCGGGUGGACGCUGCUGACGGCGGUCAACCUGAUGCUGUUCAGCCUGCUGCACAAUCCGUGCUCCACCACCAUCUACACGAUCUACAGGGAGACCCGCAGCGCCGGCUGGACGACGCUGUCCACCCUGUUGCCGGUGGUGAUUGGCAUCACUGUCUGCUUUCUGGUCACGCAGGUGUGGCGCCUGGUCGCGGCCUGA
Geodia barretti is the source of this 2220-nucleotide messenger RNA. The record is from the annotation of a GenBank genome assembly. Lineage: Eukaryota; Metazoa; Porifera; Demospongiae; Tetractinellida; Geodiidae.